AUGGGUUUAUCUGGUUUUAGUGCUUUUGUUAUGGUUGUCUUGGUGGUUUUGGAUGGUGUUCAAGUGGGAUUUGUGAAAGGUGAAAGCUUUGCUGAGAAUUAUAUUAGUUGGGAUGAUAUGAAGGUUGAUGAGCAUGAGGCUGGAUUGAACACUAGAUAUGAAUAUAAAGGAAGACGGAUUAUUGUGGUUGACAAGAAUGGUUGGGGAGAUUCUCAUACAGUUCAAGGAGCAGUUGAUAUGGUUCCAGAGCAUAAUACAGAAAGAGUAAAAAUUUAUAUUCAUCCAGGAAUAUACAGAGAGAAGGUACUUGUGCCAAUUACCAAGCCAUAUAUUUCUUUUAUUGGGAGCCAGGAUCAAACUGCAGUUACAAAAAUUACUUGGAACAAUAAAGCAUCAGAUAGAGACCGAAUUGGACUUCCACUUGGAACCUACAGAUCAGCUUCUGUGACCAUAGAAUCCGAUUACUUUUGUGCAACUAAUAUCACUGUUGAGAACACAGUAGUUGCAGUGCCUGGAGGAUUUGGAAUGCAAGCAGUGGCACUUAGAAUUGCUGGGGAUAAAGCCAUGUUCUAUAGAGUCAGGAUUUUGGGGACACAAGACACUCUCUUAGAUGACACUGGAUCACACUACUUCUACCAGUGUUAUAUUCAAGGAAGUGUAGACUUCAUAUUUGGAACUGCAAGAUCACUUUAUCAGGAUUGUGUCAUUCAAUCAACAGCCAAGAAUUGGGGAGCUAUCGCAGCUCAUCACAGAAAUUCACCAUAUGAAAAUACAGGGUUCUCUUUUGUAAACUGCACAAUCAGAGGAACUGGUGAAAUCUUAUUGGGAAGAGCUUGGGGUGACUAUUCAAGAGCAAUUUACUCAUACUGUGAUAUGGAUAAUAUCAUAUCUUCCUCAGGAUGGAGUGACUGGAGGCACCCAUCUAGGCAGAGGACAGUGGUGUUUGGGGAAUACCAAUGCAGGGGCGGAGGAGCAAAUACAAGAGGUCGGGUGCCAUGGUCCAAAUCUUUCAGUUAUGAUGAAGUUAGGCCUUUUCUGGACAGAAAAUUCAUAGAUGGAGACCAGUGGCUUAGACUGUAGUGCUUCUCCCACCUAGUUUGAUUAACUUUAAUCACUU
This is a messenger RNA of Quercus robur (English oak), 1117 nucleotides long. RefSeq names its product pectinesterase QRT1. Lineage: Eukaryota; Viridiplantae; Streptophyta; Magnoliopsida; Fagales; Fagaceae. Gene Ontology annotation, biological process: cell wall modification. Gene Ontology annotation, molecular function: pectinesterase activity. The transcript is spliced from 5 exons. The record is from RefSeq and is a predicted model, not a curated record. Bases 1 to 1080 code for a protein of 359 amino acids.